GACAGUCCGUAUCAACCGACGGACUGCGUAACGACGCCUCUUUCUUCUCUGUGUUUGCGUUCAAUGUCGCCCGAACCCUCGCGUCGGCGCGCGCGCGCGUGCGGAACACCGUCGGCGAGCGCCGUUUGUUUUUGCGAAGUGUUUUAGGUGCAGGCCAAAGUGAUCGCAAGCGUGUGAAUUUUUCCCGUGAAUGCACAAUGGCUUUAAUUGCGCAGAGCGACGAGAGAUCGUCGAGCGAGCGACCGGCGUCGAAAUGCGCGCAAUAUGUGGGCGUGCUUGUGGCGACACUCGCCGCGUUCUCGAUCGGCACGUAUUUGUCAUGGACGUCGUCCGCCUUGCCACUUUACAACGCGAACGACACGCUGCCUGUCAGCGAUCAGGAGGGCUCCUGGAUUUCCUGCCUGGUACCCCUCGGCGCCAUUCCGACCGCCAUCCCGGCGGGAAUGCUGGCGGAUAGGUUUGGCCGGAAGAAGACGAUUUGGGCGACGACCGUGCCCUUAUUUUUCUGCUGGUACAUUAUCGGAUUCGCGCGGAGUAAGAUAUGGAUUUUCCUGGCUCGGUUUGUUGCGGGGGCAGCAUGCGGCGCAGCAUCCGUCGUUGUUCCCAUGUUCGCUUCUGAGAUUGCCGAGCAGAGCAUUAGGGGCAUGCUUGGCACCCUUUUUCAAUUGCAGAUUACCGCCGGAAUUCUCUUCGCAUAUGCUACUGCUUUUACUGAUAGCUUGCACGUCAUCGCGAUACUUUGUUCCAUGGCGCCCGCCUUGCUUUUGAUCUCCUUCCCGUUCAUACCGGAAUCACCGGCGUGGCUGGUCAUGCAGGGUCGGAAGAACGAGGCGAAUGACGUGCUAAAACACUUCAGGGGAGUUCACUAUAGCACCGAGACGGAAUUGGCCAGUCUCGAGCUUCAAGCCACGGAAAUGCGACAGGCGAGGCCCAAUAUUUUGGAAUUGAAAAAUUAUCGGAGAGCGAUCUACAUCACACUCGGUCUAAUGUUUUUCCAACAACUCUCCGGCGUCAACUCGCUGAUAUUCUACGCGAAGAGGAUCUUUGACGAUGCGGGCUCAACUCUGAGCUCGUCCACAUCGUCGGUGAUCAUCGGCGUCGUACAAGUGAUUGCCACCUAUUUUUCGACGAUUAUGAUUGAGCGCGCCGGUAGAAAGCUAUUAUUGUUCAUCAGCGCGUCAGUGAUGGCCGUUUGCAUGUUCACGUUGUCGGGGUAUUUUCGUUUUCAGAGCUCGCAUGAUCUCUCGAGCAUCUCCUGGAUCCCUCUGCUCUCGUUCGCGGUAUUCAUCGUGAUUUUCAGCGUCGGCUUCGGUCCCAUACCGUGGUUGAUGGUCGGCGAGUUGUUCACAAACAACGUGAAGAGCGUGGCGAGCGCUGUUACGGCGAUGUGCAACUGGACGCUGGCUUUUCUGGUGACAAAGUGCUUCCAGGACAUGGUGGAUCUCAUGGGAAUCUCCUCGUCAUUUUCCACAUUCGGCAUGAUAAGUUUAAUCGGAACCAUAUUCGUCGCCGCGAUGGUGCCGGAAACGAAGGGCAGAAGCGUCGAAGAGAUUCAGAUCGAGUUGUACGGGACGCAAAUUACGAUCCCGAGGGAGGAAACAGCGGCGAGGGAAGCAUGACGAAACACAACGAAAUAAUCGCUGAAUCGAAGUGCUCAAUUGUAGAAAUAUAUAUGGUUGUGACUCGUUUGUGCAAUCGGGUGUGCAUUAAUACUUAAUCAUGCGUUAAUACUUAAUUAGUCUGAAAGUGCGAUUUUAAAAGAUUAGAUAGAAAGGAAUCUCCACGGGAUCUCCUUUGAUUGACAUAUUAAUUACAGAAAAUAGUUUUUACCCUGAGGGUAAAUUUCAACGAUAU
Messenger RNA from Wasmannia auropunctata (little fire ant), 1854 nucleotides. Its product is annotated as facilitated trehalose transporter Tret1-like. The transcript is spliced from 6 exons. NCBI's taxonomy places the organism in Eukaryota, Metazoa, Arthropoda, Insecta, Hymenoptera, Formicidae. Gene Ontology annotation, molecular function: sugar transmembrane transporter activity. Gene Ontology annotation, cellular component: membrane. The record is from RefSeq and is a predicted model, not a curated record. The coding region runs from base 198 to 1619 and encodes 473 amino acids. Gene Ontology annotation, biological process: carbohydrate transport; transmembrane transport.